CCCUCCGACCCGACCAUGGGUGCCUCGUUCUAGUGUAACUCCCACUCGUUGCUAACACACCCUGUACAGGCACCGUUCAUUUGUGAAGAUGACUUCUCGGAAGGCUGUGCACCAGGUGUGGCACGUCAGCCGUGGCAUCGUUUUCUCUGGUGGCAGCGAUGUGGUGUACCCCCGCUUGCCUUCGCUGAGGUAUUACAGUGCCACGGCAGCUGUUGCCUCGGAGGGAGACCCGGUUUCUGUGCCAUCUGCACCCGCCAUGGCAGACAUGACUGGAGGACCCUCUACUAGCCAAGGACCCGAGGACUUGCUGAGCGAUGUGGUAACCACAUCGUUAUCGACGACAACGACAACGACAACAACCACCCGUACCAUCACUACUUCUGCCGCCACCGCCAACGUCACAGCAACGGCGGACGGAGGGGCGGCCGUGAAGGACCAAAGUGUAGUGACCGAUACGGUGGAGAAGCCCAAGCCCAAGCCCAAGCCCAAGCAUUCUUCCACUCCAGACGCGGUGCCUUUCACCCCCCUGGAUUUCAAGAUACCCGAGAAAGCCUUUCAGGCGGCAAGACGGGCCCCCAAAGGAAGUCCCGAGUCGUUCUGGAACUACAGCCUCUACCGGGGCCCAGGCGCCGACGGCUCGCGUGAUGUUAAAGUCAAGAUCCACUACUGCACCAGCAUGCAGACCACCGAGAGGGUCGUCAAGCAGUAUUUUAUGAAUGAGAAGGUCGUCGGCUUCGACCUCGAAUGGAUGAGCAACGCGCAAAGGUCUUCAGGCCCCCGGAAGAACGUCUCCCUCAUCCAGCUCGCUUCUCCCAGUCGCAUUGGACUCUUCCACAUCGCCUCUUACCCUUCCAAGGAUAAACUGGUCGCUCCGGCCUUAAAGAAGUUGAUGGAGGAUCCCUCUAUUACGAAAGUGGGCGUCUGGAUUAAGGGAGACUGCACGCGUCUAGCCGACUAUCUGGGUAUCAAGACCCAGGGUCAGUUCGAGCUCAGCCACCUUUACAAGCUGGUCAAGUAUUCCGCCAGUGGUGAUUAUGACUCCAUCAAUAAGAAGUUGGUUUCUCUGGCCACCCAAGUCAAGGAGUACCUUGGGCUGCCCGUUUUCAAGGGUGACGACGUCCGUACAAGCAACUGGACCAGACGUCUGAACAUGGAUCAAAUCAUGUACUCGUCGUCUGAUGCCUACGCGGCCGUUCAGCUCUUCGCCGUUCUCAACUAUCAACGACAGAAGCUCGACCCUGUUCCCGAUCUCCCACAUCAUGCCGAACUCAACCUUCCUAUCCCGGUGGCCAGGCCGGUCGCCCCUGCAGUGAUCGAAGAGGAGGAUGGCGGCGACCCUAAUUCGACCAGCGAGCAAGAUGCCGCUCGAAGGCAAGAUGCGGCCAAGACGCAAGAUGCCGAUGGUGAUACAGGUGGGUGCAACCCCGUCCCUCAGAAUCAGCCUGCAGUCGGCGCCGGCGAACACGACAGCACGCGCCUCGCCGAGCCACCCGGCAACGGCCUUGCGUCAAGAGAAGAGCCCAGCAGAUGGAAGACCCUGGUUACUCAACCGAAUAUGGAUGCUGAACAAGGAGCUCCGCUCAAUCUUCCGCCACUAGCCAUCUUGACCCAGCAAGACGACCAGUCGAAACAAGCCACCACGAGCUAAGCCCACGAGCCGGCGUCAACUCGACGGUCGAGCAUAUACCGGCAACAUUACUCGAGGGCAUUCCAGUCUUACCGCUCCAACACGCGCGAUACCCACCAAACAAUAAAAGGCCCGGGUGUUGUAGUCGAUAAGAACAAGCUCUCAGUCGGCCUUGCCCCUUUUUUUCGCAGCCCCUGAGACUCAGUCAAUGGAUGCCUAACGA
Molecule: messenger RNA, 1850 nt
Organism: Thermothelomyces thermophilus ATCC 42464
Lineage: Eukaryota; Fungi; Ascomycota; Sordariomycetes; Sordariales; Chaetomiaceae
Exons: 2
Coding region: 89-1648 (519 amino acids)
Biological process (GO): nucleobase-containing compound metabolic process
Cellular component (GO): cytoplasm; nucleus
Molecular function (GO): 3'-5' exonuclease activity; nucleic acid binding
Source: RefSeq, a predicted model, not a curated record